Messenger RNA from Caenorhabditis bovis, 903 nucleotides. Lineage: Eukaryota; Metazoa; Nematoda; Chromadorea; Rhabditida; Rhabditidae. The record is from the annotation of a GenBank genome assembly.
AUGAGCAACAUGACAACGAAGAAGGUUAUCGAAAUUGAGGAUGCCGUAGAAGUAGGGCCUCCUCGAAAGCGAGUAAAAUUCUAUCAUUUCGCCGAGGAGGUCCUCUUCGAGGUCGUCGAAGGGCCGAGGAAAGGAGUGAAGAGGACGCGAACCAACGGGCCGGAGAUUCGGAAGGUGAAGGUGGACGUCAACGAGUCGCCGGUGAAGAGGAGAAGGCCGAAGGAGGUGUCGCAGGAGGAGAUGCUGGCCACGUUCGGCACCGAUGCCGAGCCAAUCGAGAUCGACACGACGCCGCACAGCUAUUUUUGCUAUCGAUACUGUGUGGCCGGUUGUGCGCAUGACUGCCCGUGCCGAAAAGAUCAGGUGCGGUGCUGCCCGCGGUGCCCGUGCAAUCCUCGCACGUGCACCAAUUACGAUCUGGAGCGGGAGCACCAACGGCGGUCGGCGAGAGCAUCGAGGGCCGAGCGUAGGCGGACGGCGAAUCGAGAGUGGGCCGCGAUGGAGCCGAUGACGGAUGGGAUGGCGGAGCAGGAGCGACGGUUGGCGGAGAAGGCGGCGGCGGCGGCGUUGGUGAAGCCGAGGUGGAGCGUGUUUGCGGAGGAGGAGGAGGAAGAUGAGCCCGAGGAGAAGAAGGCGACAGUUUGGAAUUGCAUUCGAAAAUUGAAAACGACGGAAAACGGAUCAAUGCGAAGAAGAUUUCAUCAAUGGAAUGGAACGAGUCGAUCAGAAGAAUGGAAGACAUCUGUCGAAGUGGCUGAGCACAAGAUGAUGGUGCGAAUCGAAUGAUUAAAACUGACACACAAUGUUGAGAUAAGAGAACCUGGAAUUGAAGCCGAUGAUGUGCUGAAGGGAAUCAGAUCAGCAAUUGAUUCUCAAUUGAAAUCGGAAGACGGAAGCAUGUAA